Caenorhabditis remanei is the source of this 777-nucleotide messenger RNA. RefSeq lists its product as uncharacterized. Bases 1 to 777 code for a protein of 258 amino acids. The transcript is spliced from 3 exons. The record is from RefSeq and is a predicted model, not a curated record. NCBI's taxonomy places the organism in Eukaryota, Metazoa, Nematoda, Chromadorea, Rhabditida, Rhabditidae.
AUGGACAUCGCCGAGGAUAUUAUGAUGGAAAGAAUUGCCAAAAUACGUAAUAGCUACGUGUCACCAACGUUUCAACGCGAGGAUUCGGAUUCUCCAUUGGCGAUGCACGAGGAUGAGAUCGAGAGGGAGAAGGAGGCAAGAGCUGCCGCCGCAAAGGCUGCUGCUGAGGCUGCAGCCGCUGCAAAAGCUGCUGUAGAAGCUGGAGAGACUCUCACCAUCUCUACUCCAGCUGGUUCAUCAUCCGUCGAGUCCACUCCGCACUCAACUGCUGACGCAACCAUUGCCACUAGCCCAGAAACCGACACCCCAGCUCCACCAACCUACGCUGAAGACGUCGCCGUCCCCGCCGCUCCAGAAUCCUCUCCACCACCACCAAUGUUCAUUCGUCACCCGGAUGGAACUGAGGAGGUUAACCCGGAAGCUUAUAUUCGUCGUGGAUACGGAUGGGACGGAGCUCAUCGUCAGCAAUGGGCGGAUCAGUUGGCAAGAGGACACGAUUAUGACAGUAUCCCGGAUCCAGAGAUCCCAAAUUAUCGUGCAAGACCACGCAGUCGCUCGAACUCCGACUCGCCAUUGGCAAAGAGAGCUCGCUCUGAUUCUGAGGGAUCUGAAUCUGGAUCCAAGACUCCAGAUUCACAGAGAUACUCUCCAAAUUCUCCACUUCCUUAUAGUGGAACUCCAUCACCAACUUCUCAAGAGACUCCAGUUGCUGAGGACGAAGAGGAGGAGGAAGAGGAAGGACAACAAGAAGAGGGCACUGAGGAGGAAAACCAUUAA